GGCCCGGCGCUCCAGCAGAACUCCGGCUCCCAGCCCGGCUCCUGCGGGCGGCGCGUAGGGCGGCGAUCCGGUGCCCCUCGAGGAGCCGCCGGCUUCACCGCGGUCACCACGCAGCUCGAGCCGCGCGCAGCGAGGCCCUCCCGAGGCCCCAGCACAAGGGACCAUGAAAGUGAGGUCGGCUGGUGGCGACGGAGAUGCCUUGUGUGUUUCAGAAGAGGAGCUGGCUGGUGACGAGGACAUGCCGUCCUUCCCGUGCUCACAGGAGGGCCGGCUGGGGCCCCGCUGUAGCCGCUGCCAGAAGAACCUCUCUUUGCACACGUCCGUGCGGAUCCUUUACCUCUUCCUGGCUCUGCUCUUGGUGGCCGUGGUCGUGCUGGCCUCUCUGGUUUUCAGGAAAGUAGACUCUCUCUCAGAAGACAUCUCCCUGGCCCAGGCCAUUUAUGACAAGAAGAUUGUGUCGAUGCAGGAAAAUCUGCAGGGACUCGAUCUGAAAGCCCCAAACAACUGCUCUUUCUGCCACGAGGCUGGGCAGCUGGGGCAAGAGAUCAGAAAACUGCAGGAGGAGCUGGGGGGGAUUCAGAAGAUGCUUCUGGCUCAGGAGGUCCAGUUGGACCAGACCUCUCAGACCCAUGAACUGCUCUCGACCACCAGCAGUCAAAUCUCCCAGGAGAUGGGCAAUUGUUCCUUCUCCAUCCACCAGGUCAACCAGACUCUGGGGCUCUUCCUGACUCAGGUGAGAGGCUGGCAGGCCACCACGGCAGGCCUGGACCUCUCUCUGAAGGACCUCACCCAGGAGUGCUAUGACGUCAAGGCCGCAGUAUACCAGAUCAACUUCACCGUGGGGCAGACUUCAGAAUGGAUCCAUGGGAUCCGCCGGAAGACAGACGAGGAAACCCUGACCCUCCAGAAGAUUGUCACUGACUGGCAGAACUACACUCGGCUCUUCAGCAGCCUGCGCACCACCUCGGCCAAGACCGGAGAAGCGGUCAAGAACAUCCAGGCCACCCUGGGGGCCUCCUCACAGCGCAUCAGCCAGAAUUCUGAGAGCAUGCAUGACCUGGUGAUGCAGGUCAUGGGCUUACAGCUGCAGCUGGAUAACAUCUCUUCCUUCCUGGACGACCAUGAAGAGAACAUGCACGACCUGCAGUACCACACUCGCUACGCCCAGAACCGCACCGUGGAGAGGUUCGAGACGCUGGAAGGACGCAUGGCUUCUCAUGAGAUCGAGAUCGGCACCAUCUUCACCAACAUCAAUGCCACCGACAGCCACGUGCACAGCAUGCUUAAGUACCUGGACGACGUGCGGCUGUCCUGCACGCUGGGCUUCCACACCCAUGCUGAGGAGCUCUACUACCUGAACAAGUCCGUCUCUCUCAUGCUGGGCACCACGGACCUGCUCCGGGAACGCUUCAGCCUGCUUAGCACCCGCCUGGACUUCAACGUCCGCAACCUGUCCAUGAUCAUGGAGGAGAUGAAGGCCGUGGAUACGCAGCAUGGAGAAAUCCUUCGUAACGUCACCGUUGUACGAGGUGCCCCGGGCCCUCCAGGACCAAGAGGACUCAAGGGAGAUGUGGGAGUGAAAGGGCCCGCUGGUGGCAGAGGACCUAAAGGAGACCCUGGCAGCUUGGGCCCCCCAGGACCCCAGGGUCCUCAGGGUCAGCCCGGGGAAAUUGGACCCAUGGGAGAAAGGGGGCCUGUUGGCCUUCGAGGUUCCCCAGGCCUCAAAGGCUCAAAGGGCAGUUUUGGAUCGGGAGGCCCGAGAGGACAGCCCGGUCCCAAAGGGGAUGUGGGGCCCCCAGGGCCAGAGGGGCCCCCAGGGUCUCCAGGGCCCUCGGGGCCUCAGGGAAAACCUGGGAUUGCUGGGAAAACGGGUUCACCAGGCCAGCGGGGGCCCGUGGGGCCUAAGGGUGAACCAGGGAUUCAGGGUCCCCCUGGUCUUCCUGGGCCCCCAGGCCCACCAGGAAGCCAGAUCCGCUACUGAGGAGGGUCCCCAAUCCCAGACACUGCCACACAGAAUGCUGGUAAAGGGGCUCAGGGCAGAGCAAGCCCCCAGAAAGCCUCACCUACAGACAAUUGUGCUCCUUUGAUCCUGAAGGGGGUUGCCCCCAGGCCUGCCCCUGCACCUUCGGGCUCCCCAGAAGUGACUGUACCAUGGAAAGCAGCCCCUCACACACACACACACACACACACACACACACACAUUUCCCUGCUGGCCAGGGGGGCCAACUGGGUUUCCCUGGCUGGGCAGGAGGAGAGGGCAGAAGACCUCCCUCUCCUGUGACUGAGCCAGCCAGGGAGGUGGCUACCUCAGGAGAAAGGUCUUGAAUCUAUCUCUGAAUUGGUGACCAACUUCAGUUUUUCCAGCAUCUGCACACCCAUCCCAGCCAGUACUCUCCUGGGACGCCCAGUGGUUGAAGAGACCCAGGGAAACCUUUACAGGGGAUUAUGGUUCAAACCCUAAGGACAAGGUGGAUUUGGUAACUGCAGACCCUUCCCGUAACCAUGGGAGCAGAUCCUGGGACCCGCCUCGUCUCACACAGGAUGGAGGAAUCCACUGUGGCUGUCAUUCUGUCAUUUGUGGCCCUGCGCACCGUGCUCCCAGGAACUCAGCUAUUUUCUUCCACGUCUCCAGAACAUUCCUAGCUUCGUCCCUGCCUUCACCUGUCUGGAGCAUUCCAGAAGAAAUCUAAACAGGAGUUUCACCUGUGCAGGGACUCUCUGGGCGCUGGAGCACUCUGCCAAAGUGGCGCCCAGCGCACGAAAGAUGGAGAAGGGGCGGUGAAGGCUCUGGUCACCAGGCUGCCUGAAAAGCUGGCCCCCUUGCUGUCCAUUCCUGGGGUGGGCCCUCCGUGGUGGCUGGGGGAGGACGGACCCCUGAUAACAGGACAGCUCUCCCUUCUGCACCCAGCUCUCCUGCUGCCCACGGCAGCCCGCUGAGCUUGCCAUGCCGUGACCCAGGGUGGCCAGCCGCCUCUCUAUCGGCAGCACAACAGAACAAGGAGGGAAGGGCCUAAACAUCCACAAGGGGCUCAUCUGGACGCC
This is a messenger RNA of Molossus molossus (Pallas's mastiff bat), 3042 nucleotides long. It is a transcript of the gene SCARA3, whose product is annotated as scavenger receptor class A member 3. The record is from RefSeq and is a predicted model, not a curated record. NCBI's taxonomy places the organism in Eukaryota, Metazoa, Chordata, Mammalia, Chiroptera, Molossidae. The transcript has 6 exons. The coding region runs from base 164 to 1981 and encodes 605 amino acids.